Hemiscyllium ocellatum (epaulette shark) is the source of this 6637-nucleotide messenger RNA. It is a transcript of the gene fancm, whose product is annotated as FA complementation group M. The transcript is spliced from 23 exons. NCBI's taxonomy places the organism in Eukaryota, Metazoa, Chordata, Chondrichthyes, Orectolobiformes, Hemiscylliidae. The record is from RefSeq and is a predicted model, not a curated record. Gene Ontology annotation, biological process: replication fork reversal; interstrand cross-link repair; double-strand break repair via synthesis-dependent strand annealing. Bases 37 to 6579 code for a protein of 2180 amino acids. Gene Ontology annotation, molecular function: nuclease activity; four-way junction helicase activity; 3'-5' DNA helicase activity.
GCGCGUCGUUUGGGUCGUUCCUGAGAAGUUUCUCGAAUGAGCGGCGGGCGGCAGCGGACACUGUUUCAGAGCUGGGGCAACACGGCGCCCCGGUCUCAGGAUGGGAGGGGCGCUGAGACCGGGCCUGCGGCAACGCCGACUCCAGGGGAUGGUUUCCAUGACGGGGAGGAGGAGGAGGAUGAUGAAGUGCUGCUGGUGGCGGUGUUUGAGGCUGAGCGGUCCCUGGGCAGCCCCAGGCCGGACUCUGGGAGCCUGCAGCCAGCUUCCCUCCCCGGCUUCGACCUGUCCUCUGGCGAUGUGUGGAUUUACCCGAAUAAUUAUCCCAUCCGGCCCUACCAAUUCGACAUGGCCCGGGUGGCCCUCUUCCAAAACACCCUGGUGUGCCUGCCCACCGGCCUGGGCAAGACCUUCAUCGCGGCCGUGGUCAUGUACAACUUUUACCGCUGGUAUCCCUCUGGGAAGAUCGUGUUCAUGGCCCCCACCAAACCCCUGGUCGCUCAGCAAAUCGAAGCUUGUUACAAGGUGAUGGGUAUUCCGCAGGAGCACAUGACAGAGAUGACAGGUAAAACACAGGCAUUGAAUCGUCAGAAUAUUUGGAAUGCCAAACGAGUAGUCUUCCUCACACCUCAAGUUAUGAUGAAUGAUCUUUCUCGUGAAGCUUGUCCAGCUGCUGAUGUGAAGUGUUUGGUUGUUGAUGAAGCUCACAAGGCACUAGGAAAUCAUGCUUACUGUCAGGUUGUUCGGGAGCUGUGUAAUUAUACACGUCAGUUCCGUAUUCUUGCUUUGACUGCAACGCCAGGUAGUGAUGUAAAGGCUGUACAACAAGUCCUCUCAAACUUGAUGAUUUCGCAUCUUGAGGUUAGGUCUGAAAAUUCCUUGGACCUCCAGCCCUAUUCUCACCAGAGACAGGUGGAGAAGUUUGUUGUUCCUCUGGGUACUGAGCUGAUUGCUAUUCAGUCUUUAUACCUACAGGUCUUGGAGUCAUUUACUCAGCGCCUCCUCAAGGCUGGAGCCCUAAUUCAUAAAGAUAUAGCAAAUUUAACCAAAUACCAAAUAGUUCUGUCACGGGAACAGUUUAGAAAAAAUCCUCCAGCAAACAUUAUGGGAGCUCAACGAGGUAUGGUGGAAGGAGAUUAUGCUCUUUGUAUUAGUCUUUAUCAUGGUUAUGAACUUCUGUUACAAAUGGGAAUGCGAUCAUUGUACAGCUACCUGGAAGGCAUUCUGGAUGGAUCCAAAGGAAUGACACGAGCACGGAAUGAGCUGUGCAAAAAUACUGUCUUCAAGGAGUUGUAUGAACAGCUGAAAGCUAUGUUUUCAAAUGGAAGCAGCCUUUUUCAUUCACAAAUAGGGUCUGAAAACAAAAAGCAACUCAUCUACAGUCACCCCAAACUUCAAAAACUUGAAGAGGUUGUUGUGGGACACUUUAAGACUUGGGCUGAAUCUGAAGGUCCAAACAUAUCUGAAGGAAAGAACAGUGGUUUAAAUACUCGUGUUAUGAUUUUCUCCUCAUUUCGGGACAGUGUUCAAGAGAUUGCUGAGAUGCUCAGCAGACAUGACCCUCUUGUGAGAGUCAUGACUUUUGUUGGGCACUCUUCAGGAAAAAACACAAAGGGAUUUACGCAGAAGGAACAACUUGAGGUUAUGAAACGCUUUCGGGAAGGUGGUUAUAACACAUUGGUUUCUACAUGUGUUGGUGAAGAAGGAUUAGACAUUGGUGAAGUAGAUCUCAUUGUUUGCUUUGAUGCCCAAAAGAGCCCCAUUCGCUUGGUACAGAGAAUGGGUCGGACUGGCCGGAAGCGCCAGGGCAGAAUUGUGGUUCUCCUUGCAGAGGGACGAGAAGAACGGAACUACAACCAGAGUCAAUGUUCAAAACGGAACAUUUACAAAACUAUUGUAGGAAAUGGCAACAAGUCCUUUCACCUUUACUGUAAUAGUCCACGCAUGAUUCCUGAUGGUAUAAAUCCUGUUGCACACAAGAUGCACAUUACCACUGGCAAGUAUGAAUCAAGCAGUGUAUCAAAUUAUUCAUCAAAACCAGGAAGAAAGUCGAAUAUUUUACUUCCAGAAUCAUUCACAUUACACAGAAACCCAGUAAUAAAACAAACCAACCCUAAAGAAGAUGGUUUGUUAAGUCCAGAAGAAUUUGAAUUUUGGGACAGAAAAUUCCGAUUGAAAAGUGAAGAUUUAGGAACACCAAAAUUUGUGUCAAUUCCAUUUGAGUUUGUAAAGGAUGAGCCAAUAACCAUGGAACGGGAGUGUGGUGCAAUCCAUGAACUCUCUCUGUCAGAGUGGAGCCUUUGGCAAAAUCGUCCAUUUGCUACCUAUUUGAUUGAUCACUCUGAUCGCUGCCUGCACUUCAUAAGCAUUAUGGACAUGAUUGAUUUGAUGAGACAAGAGGAGAACGGUGACAAUUAUUCAUUAGACAUCAUGCCGUAUUUAAACAUGGAUGAUAUUUUUGAAGCACCUUGCAUGCAACAAUGUCAAGUUGGAGACACUUACAUGGCAAAAAAUCGCGAUAAACAUAUAGUGCAUCAACUAAUAAAGUCUAGAUGUGACAGAAGGAAAUGUGUUGAACAGAAUAAUAAUUUUUGCAAAUUAACUAAUGAAGCUAAGUUAUGUGAUCUUUCUGAUAUAAAUAAAAGGACAAAAGGUCUACAUUCACCAUCUUGUCUUAGAACUACAAACACUAAGGAAACCAGAGAAACUGCAUUUACAGUAAUGGGAAAGACUUCAAAAUCAAGUGAACAGUUCUAUCAGUCAGAGGACGAAAUUAAAGAGGACUUAAAUGGUGAAAUACAGAAAGCAGCUAAGUUUAGUGGGGCAGACAGGAGAAAAAUCUUGAGUCCCAUGAAAAUCUAUACAAGUUCUACUGGAAGCAAAUCAAUAAGUUCUGAAUACAAAAUUGUUGAUGCAGCCGAGAAAGAACAAACUGAGUGUCACCAUUAUGAACCAGUAAAUGAAUACGUAUUAAAAGAUAUUGUGACUGAAACACAUGAUCUGGUUCCCAAAUGCAACAAAUCAAACUGUGUCAGUUUAGACUCCAGUGGCUCAAUUAACGAAAUAUCAACAAAUUGUAUCAAUCUGUCUAAACUGUUUUAUCUACCAGAUGUGCUCAUAACUCGGGGCCACAGUUCAGGACACAGAUCCUCAAAUACAGAUUCUCAAAGGUAUUCUUGCUUACCAGAGGUUGAACAUCCUAAUUAUGAUUAUGGUGGGCAAGUUCCAACUAGUGUAGAAGUGGUUUUGGAAAGAGUAAAAUCCUUUCUUGCUACUUCUCCCCCACGACUAGACAUAUUUUCCUUUUGCGAAAAAGUGAAUUAUGAAGAAAAUAGGGGACAAUCAAAUAUUUUAAAAAUCCCACCAGAAACCACUUUAAAAUCUGACCAAGGAGGCAAUCAUGUUUUCAGUUGUUCAUCAUCAAUUAGUAUUAAACCAACAGAUUUAGAGACUUGGAGAGAGCCUGAGGAUUUAAAUUGCAGUCCUUCCUGGGAUGACUUAUUUGACAGUAAUGUUGAAGAACACUUGGAUCAAAAUUAUCGAGCUCAGUCUGAUGUAAAUCAAGAAGAAUUACAUGAUCCUUUGCACAAAUAUCAUAACUCCCCUGAUAACAACAAAAAUAGAACCAGUGUAAUCUUCAAGGACUCUAUAAAUGACGUGCUGUUUGUAUCUGAGGAAAGCUUGCCUUUGUUUGAAGCUGAACCAUCAUUUGGCAGCCUUCUAUCCCAUCGUGCUUCCAACUCCAAAAGUUGUAUGAUUGGAAAGAAUGUCUCUGGACUGACAAGGCAAUCUACUGAGUUGAACACACCACUGCAACAUGCCCAAGCAGUUCCUAAUAAUUUAAGAAACCAUGAAACUGAACAGGACAUAAAUCACUGGCCAGUUUUGCAUCAAUCUUUUCACAAACAAAUGCUUUGUGAAAACUUAUGCAUUGAGCAGCAUAGGUCAGUGGUUGAUAACAGCAAUGUGUACAAUUGCUCAGGUGAAAUCUUUUCUGCUAACUUUGAUCUGGGCUUUUCAUUUGAAGACUUAAAUGAAAAUAAUUCGCCAAUAACCAAUACUGUUUAUAAAAUUACUGAAUUGUCAGAACAUCUUUCAGGCAAAUCACCUUCUGAUAACACAGAUAUAAUAAAGACAGAACCAGUUGAAUGCAUCCCCGAGUUUCAGAAAAACUGCAACAAAAUUACUUCAGAAAUAUUCGAAGCAGAGUCGAAAGUAAUCAGAGAUUGCUCAACACCAGAGUCUGGAAAGCACGCCUCCUUAGUGCCAAGCAAAAUAGAAGCUUUGCAUCUUACCAAUAUUUGUCUGGCAUCACAAGAUUCAACUCUAUUUUCUCCAAAGUAUCAGUCUGACCUUCAGGUGUCCUCAGCCUGUUCUCCUGCUGUUGCAUCUUUUACAACACCAGAAAAAAGGAGUUUGCCUCUCAACUGUGUUGGCCCACUGUUUAAAAAUGAUCUAAUAAUUAACCAGCAACCUGCACUAAGUGUCUCAGAGGAUUCGGUUGAUAAAAGAUCUUUGACAGAAUUAGCAGCCUCAUCUAACACUUGUGCUGCAACACACAGUGCAUGCAGAAGCGAAAAGCAUGAAAAGAAGCCUCUUACAAAUAAAAAAGAGAAUACUUUUAGCAAAAGUCUUGAAGCAUCUAUUAAUGGUGGGUGCAACAGUGAGAGUGAAGAUGAAGUUAUCAGAAGACCUUGUAAAAGAAUUAAAGUUGGUGUUCUGGAAUCGCCUGAAGUAACUCUAACCUAUGAGCUCAACUCUCCUAUUUUACCCAACUGGAAAGCCAGGAAAAUGCUUAAUUUAGGCUUCACAGACAGUGAAGACGAUGAUUUUAAAGACCCUUCAAACGAGAAUAAUAAUGGUGCCAAAUUGUUUAGAAAUAUUCAUCAAUCCCGGAGGCGAGAGCAUGUUGCUCGACAGUUUCUUGAUGAAGAGGCUGAGCUUUCCUUGGAUGGAGCUGAAUAUGUGUCCUCCGAUGAAGAUGACUGUGACAAUAUCAACGAUGAUUCUUUGAAAGGUUUCAUAAAUGAUGAAUCUCAGCUUUCACAAGUUAUAAGUGACAGUGACAUGCAAGAAAUUUAUCUGAAGUCUGUCCGUAGCCCUAAUAUCUACAAUAAGAAAAAAAUGGUCUUUAGUAAAAAUGAAAUGACCAUAUUUUCACAGAUACCUGAACAGGAUGAGACCUAUAUGGAAGACAGCUUUUGUGUUCGUGAGGAAGAUGAAGCAGAUAAUCAAACUGAGUUAAGUGAUGAUGACAUUGUGAAUUUUGAUCUCUUGAAUGAUACUCCUGUUGAAAAAAACAAACAGUAUGCAACUCGGAACAGAACAAGAGAAAAAAAUGCUGAAAUAAAAAGUGGUAAACGUGGUUUGACCAAAAAGAAGAAAGGCAGCCGGAUAAUUUUGUUAAAUGAUUCCAGUGAAGAUGAACAAGAUGUGAAUGUAAACCAUGAAUUGCCAAGAAAGAAUUUAGCACACAACAACAAAAGUAAACAGACUGCAGAAGAGCAAACUACGUCAUUUUCUCCAAACCUGACCUCAGUAGGUGACUGUUUCAGUGAAUGUUCACCAAAAAUGGCUGUACAACAACCAGCAUGUGUUGAUGGGGAUAGAAGUAAUGCCUUGCGUUUCAGUCUCCAGGCUUCAGUGUCUGAAGCAUUAGACUUUCAAAUACAGCACAAACAUUUGAGAAGAUAUAGUUCAGCUGUUGCCUCAGAAAUUGCGCUGAACUCAAUGCAAGGCAAAGGACAAGAUAAAUGCCAAGUGAGCAAACUUCAUUCCAUUAACUUUAUGGAAUCUGCCAUGUUUUCAAGACCAAAUGAAAAUCUAUGUAAAGACAUCCUGGUCAGCAAUCAACAGUCCGUAUCUCGUGGAACAGUUCCACUAAAGGUUCUUGUGGACAGUCGUGAAAUCUCCUCUGGGCCAAACCUGGUUUCCUGUUUACGCAUUAAACAUGGCAUCAAGGUUGAGAUUUGUAAUCUCAGUGGAUGUGAUUAUAUAGUGAGCAACCGGAUGUCUGUAGAAAGGAAAUCCUUUUCAGAGUUUGCUAACAGUACAAAUCGAAGUAAGCUUGUAGACCGUAUUCAGCAUCUUCAGGCCAUGUUUGAACGUGUGUGUAUCAUUGUGGAGAAAGAUGGAAUGAAGCCAGGAGAUAUAGCUAGGAUAUUCCCGAGAACCAGAUACUAUGAUGGAUUGCUAACAUCUUUGACUGUUGCUGGAAUCCGAAUCUUGUUCAGCUCUAGUCAGGAGGAAACGGCAGGUCUGAUUGCUGAACUUGCCCAUGUUGAAGAAAGGAAGAAUGCAGCUAUUACUGUCCCACUGGAGGUUCAUGGUUACUGGCAGCAAGUUUUACAGUUCUACCUCAGCAUUCCUGACAUCAGUUAUGUAACAGCUUUAAAUCUCUGUCAUUGGUUCAACUCUGUGAAAGAAGUAGCCAACAGUUCAGUGGAUGAAAUAGCAUCUCGAGGAAAGGUUAGUCACCGCCGAGCUGAAGAAAUCUACCGCUACCUUCACUAUGUAUUUGAUCGACAAAUGGUACCUGAUCAUCUCAGACUAUCUAACCAGAAACAAAAUGUACAGCCAUAAAUUUAAUUGGCCUAAUGUGGGCAUCUUUAAAUGCACUUUAUUUCUGUAAUGUUUCAUG